Salvelinus namaycush (lake trout) is the source of this 399-nucleotide messenger RNA. RefSeq names its product secreted immunoglobulin domain 1 (gene sid1). The coding region runs from base 1 to 399 and encodes 132 amino acids. The record is from RefSeq and is a predicted model, not a curated record. The transcript is spliced from 2 exons. Lineage: Eukaryota; Metazoa; Chordata; Actinopteri; Salmoniformes; Salmonidae.
AUGAAAGUGACAAGGAGAAUCAUGUUGUGCUUGUCAAUCAUACUGAAUGGUGUACGUUUGGGAGAGUCCCUGGGUGUAUCACUGAAGAGCUUAUCAGUGAAAGUGGGCGAGGAUGCCACUCUGGACUGCGCUCUGUCCACUAACUGUAGCAUGGCCACUGUGAGCUGGUACAAGCAGAGUCAAGGAGAGAGGCCUGAACUGGUACUCAGCUACCGCCUGACCAACACCUCCCACGUGCUCUACGGCCACGGCUUCCAUCCCAACAAGAUCACUGUCCAGACCAAUGAUAGCAGGCCACUUCACCAGCAUCAGUUACUGAUCCAUGGAUCUAAAGAGAAUGACAUGGCUGUUUAUUUCUGUGGACUAACAGAAGGAUUUGAAAGAACAACUGAUUUGUAG